CUGAGAGCGAUUCACUAAUUAUUCCGGCACCUGCUUCGCGAGUGUAAAACCAACCGAAAGUUCGAACAGCAGCACCAUGAACUUCAAGCUGAUCUUUCUCGUCGCGCUGGUACUGAUGGCUGCGUUCCUGGGCCAAACCGAGGGUCGUCGGUUCAAGAAGUUCCUGAAGAAAGUGGAAGGCGCAGGCCGACGAGUAGCCAAUGCAGCCCAGAAGGGUUUGCCGCUGGCGGCGGGCGUAAAGGGUCUCGUUGGAUAAUGGGUCCCCCUAGCCAGCUUCUUGUUGCGUUCCCUCCCGAAGGUGGGGAGUUCUCUCCACCCGCUCCAAACCGAUCACGAUCCCUCUGCAAUCAAUUCCGUCACCCGACACCGACGUCAACGAACUGGCGCGGUACAGUGUUUACUACAACGCCUUAAUCAACGCCACCGUGCAAGGCACAACCGUUCCAAUAAAGUGCCUGUCUCGGGCCAACUUCCUUAAUA
Molecule: messenger RNA, 480 nt
Organism: Anopheles coluzzii
Lineage: Eukaryota; Metazoa; Arthropoda; Insecta; Diptera; Culicidae
Product: cecropin-C
Exons: 2
Coding region: 77-256 (59 amino acids)
Biological process (GO): defense response to Gram-positive bacterium; defense response to Gram-negative bacterium; antibacterial humoral response
Cellular component (GO): extracellular region
Source: RefSeq, a predicted model, not a curated record